Messenger RNA from Aphanomyces invadans, 740 nucleotides. RefSeq lists its product as hypothetical. The transcript has a single exon. The record is from RefSeq and is a predicted model, not a curated record. The coding region runs from base 278 to 667 and encodes 129 amino acids. NCBI's taxonomy places the organism in Eukaryota, Oomycota, Saprolegniomycetes, Saprolegniales, Verrucalvaceae.
CACAACUCUUCGACCUGCACUUGUUCCAGAUUCCGGUCGAAUCCGUCGGCUACCCAUGCGUCCGAGUCAACGGGGGACGUGGCACAACGGGAUCGACAUGGUUGGUCCGCGAGAAGGACGCGGUGCUAGCGCUCCCAAGAUCUCGCGAGUCUUGCUCGCAGUAGAUCAAGAGCGAAUUCAGGAUUCGCGACCACACCAGUCGUAACAACUUUGACUCACGGCACCGACUGCGUGAUUGCCUUGCGGUCGCGUAAAUAGCUCGUGCGACCGACAAUGCAUGAACGGCUUGGGUGGAAGGCUAGCAAGCACAUUGCUUUGGCCACUUGCAUUGUAUCCUGGGCAUUCUUCUAUCGGCAAACAUUGGUCCUUAGCGAAGCCAUUGAGUGAUGUGACACAGUGUAAGCGUGCGCGAGCCACCAUGGACUUGGUUGAAAGCAUGCACAUGACGACAAAGCGAAUGGAAGGCACAAGAACGCGUCCUGACAACAACACGCAGCCGCAGGCGGCGGAUGGGAAGAGUCAACUUGGAGUCAAAACGUUCCAGCAAAUCGUACCAGGACUACCAUGGCCUUGCAGCACUGCCCAGUGUCUCGGCACAGUUCGCAGCGGUCAGAUAUCAUUCCAAUUGCGUCAACUGCCGCGGUAUUCGGUAACGGAGGAGCAAUGAAUGUGUCAUUGCCCACCGGCAUGACAUGGUUCGAGGAAUCAAGCGGUGCGUUGGCCACGGUGUCGAUGGUGCU